This is a messenger RNA of Dromiciops gliroides (monito del monte), 3368 nucleotides long. RefSeq names its product interleukin 1 receptor associated kinase 1 (gene IRAK1). NCBI's taxonomy places the organism in Eukaryota, Metazoa, Chordata, Mammalia, Microbiotheria, Microbiotheriidae. The transcript is spliced from 14 exons. Bases 83 to 2230 code for a protein of 715 amino acids. Gene Ontology annotation, cellular component: plasma membrane. The record is from RefSeq and is a predicted model, not a curated record. Gene Ontology annotation, biological process: protein phosphorylation; signal transduction. Gene Ontology annotation, molecular function: protein binding; ATP binding; protein kinase activity.
GGCCCCUGCCUUGGCCGUGGCCUUGGCCUCGGCGUCGGCGUCGGCGGGCUAGGAGGCGGCGGCCGCGCGGGAGGGGAGGACCAUGGCCGAGGGAUCCCCAGGGGAUUCCGUUUCCCAGCGUUUCCUAUACGACGUGCCGGCCUGGAUCAUGUGUCGCUUCUACCAAGUGAUGGAUUCCCUGGAGUCGACGGACUGGUACAAGUUCGCGUCCCUCAUCGUUCAGGACCAGACAACACUUCGGCUGGGGGAACGUUUUCACGAUCGAACGGCCAAAAUCAUGUGGCCUUGGAUUAACCAAAAUGCCCGGGUGGCCGACCUUCUCCACAUCCUCACUCACCUCCAGCUGUUUCGAGCCCGAGACAUCAUCACCAGCUGGAAGCCUGAGCCCCCAUCAUUAGCCCUUGCUGCCACAUUACCCUGUACACCGACCCCGCCUUGGCCCCCGCCUCACCCCAAACCCACUAACAUCCGUAAGGAAGAGGGAGCCAGGCCACGCAAGUCUGCCUCCACCUUCCCUGCUCCAGACUCCUGGCCCUCCCCCUGCCCUACCCCAAGCCCUGCACCCCAAGGGGCUAGGCCACUCAGCUCUAACACCUCCUCUUCUUCCACAAAGCAAGGAGAAGAGAACAAAAUCCCUUCAGUGAACUAUGCCAACCCAUUGCCCUUCCGCUGGCCCUUCCUCGAAAUCGCCCAGGCCACCUGCAACUUCUCAGAGGAGCUGAAGAUUGGCGAGGGAGGCUUUGGCUGCGUGUACCGGGCGGUGAUGAGAAACACUUCCUAUGCUGUUAAAAGGCUCAAGGAGGACGCUGAGCUAGAAUGGAACACCAUAAAGACAAGCUUUGGCACCGAAGUAGAGAAGUUGUCUCGGUUCCGUCACCCAAACAUCGUGGACUUUGCAGGCUACUGCAUUCAAGAUAACAUCUAUUGCCUCGUCUACAUCUUCCUACCCAAUGGCUCCCUGGAGGACCAGCUCCAUUCCCUGAGCCAAAACGCUUCCCUCCUCUCCUGGGCUCAACGAGUAGAUAUCUUGCUUGGCACAGCAAGGGCCAUCCAGUUCCUACAUCAGGACAACCCUAGCCUCAUUCACGGAGAUGUCAAGAGUUCUAAUAUCCUCCUUGAUGAGAAGUUGAUACCCAAACUGGGAGACUUUGGCCUGGCUCGCUUCAGCCGCUACUCAGGAGCUGCUUCUGGGAAGAGCAGCUCCCUGGCCCGCACUCAGACUGUUCGGGGCACCCUAGCCUACCUACCCGAGGAAUAUGUCAAAACCGGAAAGCUGACAGUGGAAAUUGACACCUUCAGUUUUGGCGUGGUACUGUUGGAAGUCCUGACUGGGUGUCGAGCCAUUGAGACAGAUGGGGCUAAAACCAAGUACUUGAAGGAUUUGGUUGAGGAAGAGGAAGAAGAUGCUCCGGCACCCUGCAAAGGGAUGGCAACAGGGGCCGGAGCAGACCUGGAUGCCUGGGCCACCCAGAUUGGUUCUCGACUUUAUACAAAGUAUGCAGACUCCAGGCCCGGCAAGUGCCCUCCAGAGGUGGGCCAGGAGCUCGGAAGGCUGGCCUGCCGCUGCCUGCACCGACGGGGCAAAAGGAGGCCUCCCAUGACCAAGGUGUAUGAAAGUCUAGAGAAGCUACAGGCUUCAGUGGGACUAUCCGAGCAAGAGGCUGGAAGCAGGGGCCCGGCCUCGCCCCAAGAGAACUCUUACCUGUUCACCCCUAACCCAGCCCCUGAUGCCAGAACCCCUCAGCAGCACCCCCAAGCCAGGAUCUGUGCUCAGGACUCAAAGCAGCUCAGGAAUCGCCCCAACCAGCCUGUGGAAAGUGAUGAGAGCACGCCUGGCCUCUACGAUGCUCUCAGUUCCUGGAAUUUGAGCCAAGACUUGCCCUUGGUGCCAAGCCUGCCUGGUGGCCCAGGGGAGAGAGUAGAAGCUCAGUCCUGUUCUCUUAGGCAGACGCCCUGUCCAGCAGAGGCAGCUCCAGGAGAGAGCUGGGGGGGCCAGGCCAAGACAGGCAGCUUGGGCCAUGGACAAAACACCUCUGAAGAGAGCGUCACCUCUGCAAGGCCCCAGAUCAUCAUUAACCCUGCUCGGCAGAAGUUUGUCCAGAAACUGGCCCUGUAUGAAAAUGGUGUGCUCAACAGCCUGGAGCUGCUUUCUUCCAGCUCCUCCCCAGGUUUGGGGCUGGACCAAGGAAACAGGCAGGGACCCGAGGAGAGUGAUGAAUAUCAGAGCUGAUUUGCUCAUGUGGACAGAUACCCAGAAAUGGAAGUCAAAGUUCUCAUGGUUGGACGUUCUCAAAGUGCAAGGACACUCAUCUCUGGGUGGGGGGAUCACGGCUGAAGCAAGCUACCCUGGGAGAGGAGGGUUUUGUCAGCUUCAAGGUGCCUCUGUGGAGAGGCAGGCCAUUGCACCUGACCCAAGGCUACUGUCUCCCCUAGGGAUUAUAAGCCCUAUGUUGUACCAGCCCCUGAGGAGAGAAACCUUGCCCCCCUAUAGGGUUGGCACACAACUGUCUCAAGGUGGAAGCGGCUUGUUCUCUGUGUAUCUGGCCCAAAUUAUAGACAAGCCAGAGUCUUCUCUUAAGUUGGCUUCCAAUUAGCAGUUGGGUGGUUGGAGAGAGAACCAAGGCAGGGAAGGAUGAACAGCUUCCCCAGCACUGAUGCUCACCAACUCUGACCCACGACCCCGGGCCACACAGGAACCACUUCCACGCUUCCCUAGUGAGAUUUAGCCUGAAAAUCAGAAGGCAGCUAGUCUCCCCUUGUGGAGCCCUCCAUAACGAAACAGGCCUGAGAAGCAAGUCAAUGGUACCCUCCCACUCAGAACCCCCGACCCCUUCAGUGCCACUACAACCUAGGAAAGGCCCGCUGGAGAAACAGGAAUUGGGUGGGGAGCCCAAGCCAGGCAACCUAGUAGUUAGCGAUGGUCCCUUACAACAGGGCCAGCUGAGAGCUGGCCACGGCUUCACUUUGGCCCAGCUGAGCCUUUUGAUCCCCGCCCCUGGGAUCUGGUCUGGGCUGCAACGAAUGGCAAUGACUCCAAAGCAGGGAAGGUCCUGCUGAUCCAUGGCCCAGGCCAGCUUAGCUCCCCUCCUCCACAAGCAUCCUGGUGUGGGAGGGAGGAGGCAACAGAGGCACCGAUUCCAGAAUAAAACUGAUUCACACCUGGGGCCGAAUCCCCUGAGUAGCCUGGGACUGGUGCACCAAGUACCUCAGUGGCCCAGGAGUGUGGCUGGCAGCUGGCACUGCCGCUGCCCUCCUUACCCGGCCAUCCAGCAGUCACUACAGGCCCCAGGCUGGCCCACUCUGGACAAAGCUAUGUAUCGGAUGAAGACCACAUGUUCCUUUGGCAAUAAACUUUUAUGGAUAUUUUU